CGGCAGUCCGACUCAAACGGCCGCGGACGGCGCGCGCGUCACAACUGUCACAGAUUAAAAAAAAAAAACAAACAAACUAAAAAAAAAAACAAACAAAAAUAAAACAUGUUCUAAAACUCGAAUUAAAACUGGCAACAAACAAAAAAACUAUUUUUUUUUUCAAAUAAUUAAAAGUAAAAUGAAAGUGAAAUCGGUGCAUUGACCGCGCAAAAUGUCCAAUGUGAAGGAAUGGAAAGUCAUGCUUCUACUUUUGGCGUCGGCAGCCGCGAGCGAGCCGAGCCGGGCGCUGAGCAUAGUCUAUCAGAGGCCUUAUAGAAACAUCAUGUUCGUGCCCAGGAGCUACAGGAGCAGAGCGCGGCAGUCCAGAGUUUUGUUUCUGGACGAAGACGAGAAUCACCAGCAAUACGGGAAAGGUGAAAUCGAUUUGACAGUCGAUAAGAAUUCAAAGAUUAAAUUCGACGAGAAUCCCGAUUACGAGUUCACGUCGCCAGGGGAGGAAAAGGAAGACAUCCCGUCUGGUAACGAGCGGUUUUACGAGCCGUAUCGAUUUAGACAAUAUCCAAAGUUUUACCAAGGGAGAUUCGGGCGGCCGUACGCGCCAAGUUUUGGUUUCGAGCCGUAUCAAUCUUACCCUGUAGUAAGAACCAGUUUUUAUCAACCCGGUUGGAAGGCUAGGACACCCCGUGUAGUGUUUCCGUAUACGGAACCCGUUCAGACGAAUUCACACGCGGGUCCCGGUUUUGACAAUGUGGUUUUUCGUGAUCAGAAUUUUGGUACCAGUGACAUCCCUGCGGACGACCAGGCGCUGCAGGACAUUGGCACGGGAAACGCGGACGCUUUCGCUGAAAGAGAUGCCAACGACCCACAUCGAGCUCGAAUGGAUAAGUCACCGACAAAAAUGUUACAAAAACCAAUGUUCGUACAAACGGAUGGUACAACAUUGACGUAUAUGAAACGAAACGACUAUUACACAUUCCCGAAUACAACACAAACACUGCCAGAGUUUAAGCCGAUAACAGACGAACAGAUACUAAAAGUCAACCAAAUACUAAAAGAGUUACCACAGAAUACAAAUAGAAACGGCCGCCUGUUACAUAGUGGUGUAACGUCAACGGAAACUUUAGUUGUUGCGCCGACUUUGACAACGAAUCUAGAUGAUCGCCAAGAUGAAAAGUCGUGUCCACAGGGAGGGACGUGCGAAUUUUUCAUAUAUUGUUGGAUGGUCGGAGGCCUGCUUGAAGGAACUUGUGGUGGCUUGUUGAAGGGCUGUUGCCACAGAGUCGCAAAAGCUGGCAUAUUGGGAGUACACGACUCCAAUAGCAUAGACUAUUCGUCAAAUGAAGGACUGAGUUAUGGACCGGUAAUAAACGAUGAAAGCUGUGGGAUAGCAGUGGGCAAGCAAACCGCCCAGAGGCGCAUCGUGGGCGGAGACGACGCGGGAUUCGGCACCUUCCCGUGGCAAGCCUACAUCAGGAUUGGCUCCUCAAGAUGCAACAUGCUUAUGUCCAUUUUCGAGCUUAUCGGGUGGAAGCAGUGUUGGAUAGAGAGAUGCGGCGGUUCCCUCAUCUCUCGCCGCCAUGUUGUCACAGCGGGCCACUGCGUUGCGCGCGCGCAGCCACGGCACGUGCGCGUCACUCUCGGAGACUACGUCAUCAACUCUGCCGCUGAGCCCCUCCCAGCAUACACCUUCGGCGUGCGGACAAUCAAAGUACACCCUCUGUUCAAGUUCACCCCCCAAGCGGACAGGUUCGAUGUGGCCGUGUUGACGCUGGAUCGAAAUGUACAUUACAUGCCGCAUAUAGCUCCGAUCUGCCUACCAGAACGAGGGUCGGACUUCUUGGGCCAGUACGGGUGGGCGGCGGGGUGGGGGGCCCUGAGCCCAGGGUCCAGGCUGCGGCCGCGGACGCUGCAGGCGGUGGAUGUGCCAGUCCUGGACAACAGGGUCUGCGAGAGGUGGCACAGAGCUAAUGGCAUAAACGUAGUCAUAUACCCCGAGAUGCUCUGCGCGGGUUACAGAGGUGGCGGUAAAGACAGUUGUCAGGGAGACAGCGGGGGUCCCCUCAUGUUGGAGCGCGCUGGACGCUGGUACCUGAUAGGCGUGGUGUCCGCCGGGUACUCCUGCGCGAGUCGGGGACAACCGGGGAUAUACCACAGGGUGGCGCACACGGUAGACUGGAUCUCACAUGCCACUACAUUGUCUUAGCAGCUGCCAAAUUAGGACCUAACUCGAUAUAUACAGGAGCGUUUGCACCGCUGUCCUUAUCGUCUUUUAAAUUUCUUCGAGGAUGAAAUCAAACAUCAAAUUUGACACGUUGGGCUAUCUAAACAAAGACAUGAAUCAAUUUUACUGCUCUACUUUGUUUAAAUUUAAAGGAUGGUAAUGAAAGUCGAAGCGCUCCCGGAAUCACCCACUGUGCUAUAAGUUUAAAUUCAAUAAAAGAUCUUUUAUCGUAUAACAUAUUGAAAUAUAAUUUGUAUUGUAUUGCAGUCUUUUCUGUAUAUAUAUAUAUAUAUAUAUAUAUAUAUAUAUAUAUAUAUAUAUAUAUAUAUAUGUAUAAUCAUACAGACGAAGUUAAUAAGUACAAGUUGAAGAAUAGCACAAAAGAGUAUAAAAAGAAGUCGAAAAUCCUCAAAUAGUCCUCAAACAGUCAAUUCGGAAAUGUACAUGAUUCAGAAACCAAAAUAAGACGUGAAUGAUAAUGAUUUGAUUAACCAAAACGAGACAUUACACAAGUAACGAUAACAGUUCUGAAUGCCAUACGGCAUAUUUUUUUAAUGCUUAUGACAUAAUCGACUUAAAUGUAUUGUUACUGUCCAACGCUCACUCAAAUUGCGAUAAAAAAUCGUCGCCAGAGACACCAAUGAUAGUCUUAUAGUGAAGCGUUUAUUUACGCACGCUGAAAAAACGCCCGUUCAAACGAGGCAUCGGAAUGGCUAGACCAAUAAUGAUGAAGCUGAAGAAAAGCACCGAAUUAUACAUGUUAGCGAAGUCGUUCGACAUAGCUAUAUCCAUAUGACAUUAAAUGAAUCCUGUAACAAGUCACGUUCAGAUAAAAGGGGUUUGGGUAAUAUUGUACAUAUUAACCUGUAGUGUCACUUUCAGCAGCUAAAUAACUUGCACUCCAAUUUUGAAACACACCAAAUAAAGAUACAUAAUAUCAGUACAUAUUUCAGUGGAAUUCAUCGUUCUAAGUAUUAUCAAAGCUCACGUGGAUAUUAAAUUUAUUUGUUUUCGGAAUAUUUUGUUAUUAUGUAAAAAAAAUUUAAUAUCUCAUCUCCGAUAUGGUCAAGCUAUAAUGUGUGCUUCAUACAAAACGUUUCCCUUUAUUUAUUCUUUCAAAAUAAUAGAAGGUGGCCGCGAAAUUUCGAUAAAAAUUAAGCCAAUUUUAACCAAACUCGUUUAAAAAGUAGUGAACCUCAAACACUCGAAUAUGAUUCGGAUUUCUUUCAUAAAAAUCGACAAGUUGUAUAGAUUGUAAAUAGACGGUAAUCCCAAAGGGGGAGAGAGAAAAAAAACUGUAAUUUUAGCGAAAGUCAUAAUAAUUAUUGUAUACGUAACAACUCUGCUAUUCUUUUUCCGAUUAAAAUUUUACAACAUUAUAAUACUUAGCUAAAUGUGAUAUCAAUAAGCAAAACACUACCAUUUUUAACCGAGGGACGAAAAGUAUACUUACAUUCAUAGUGCCUAUAGUAUUUUGUAAAUAAUUUUGUUAAAUAGUUGUACAGAUAAAAUAUAUUUUUUACAUAAAAAAGACACUGAUCUUAAAAAAAUUGUAAAUAAAUUAAGAAUAAUUAAGAAGGCUUUAAAUAAAUUAUUCCAUUCGCUUCUAAUUUAUUUUCUUACGAUUUUUCUUUUUUUUUUUUUUUCAUUACUAUUAUUCUUAGGUACGAGAACAAAUUGUCGUUUGUAAUAGUUUAAUUUAAGUUAAAUAAAGUGUGUAUUUAUUGUU
Plodia interpunctella (Indianmeal moth) is the source of this 3950-nucleotide messenger RNA. RefSeq lists its product as uncharacterized. The transcript is spliced from 7 exons. NCBI's taxonomy places the organism in Eukaryota, Metazoa, Arthropoda, Insecta, Lepidoptera, Pyralidae. Gene Ontology annotation, biological process: proteolysis. The record is from RefSeq and is a predicted model, not a curated record. The coding region runs from base 212 to 2203 and encodes 663 amino acids. Gene Ontology annotation, molecular function: serine-type endopeptidase activity.